Molecule: messenger RNA, 1656 nt
Organism: Thalassophryne amazonica
Lineage: Eukaryota; Metazoa; Chordata; Actinopteri; Batrachoidiformes; Batrachoididae
Gene: wnt9a
Product: wingless-type MMTV integration site family, member 9A
Exons: 4
Coding region: 91-1212 (373 amino acids)
Biological process (GO): multicellular organism development; canonical Wnt signaling pathway; cell fate commitment
Cellular component (GO): extracellular region
Molecular function (GO): cytokine activity; frizzled binding
Source: RefSeq, a predicted model, not a curated record
UCUCUCUGUAUAAAAGUGUCGAACGUCCAAGCAGGAAUUUUAACAGCUACUCAGGAGAAACGAAAUGAUCUGCCCUGGAGCCGCAGCAAAAUGCUGGAUGGACAUCUACUCCUGGGAUGGUUAUCGUUCACAGUUAUAGUGCAUCUUCUCACCCUGCCUGGACCAACCGCGGCGUAUUUCGGGCUGACAGGUAAUGAACCGUUGUCAAUCCUGCCACUGAACUCUCUACCAGAGGAGAACGUGGGCAGGGCCCACUACAAGCUGUGUGACCGGCUAAAACUGGAAAAGAAACAGCGCAAGUUGUGCAGACGAGACCCGGGUGUUGCAGAGACCCUAAUAGAGGCCAUCAGCAUGAGCGCCCUAGAAUGCCAAUAUCAAUUCCGCUUUGAGAGGUGGAACUGCACCUUAGAGGGACGCCACCGGGCCAACAUACUAAAGAGAGGAUUUAAGGAGACAGCCUUCUUGUAUGCAAUCUCCUCAGCGGGUCUAACCCAUGCAAUGGCUAAAGCUUGUAGUGCAGGACGGAUGGAACGCUGCACAUGUGACGAAGCUCCGGAUCUAGAGAACCGCAAGGCGUGGCAGUGGGGUGGCUGUGGUGACAACCUUAAGUAUGCUAACAAGUUUGUUAAGGACUUCCUGGGCAAACGCUCCAACAAGGACCUCCGUGCACGUGUGGACAUGCACAACACCAAUGUGGGCAUGAAGAUCAUCAAGGCUGGAGUUGAGACCACUUGCAAAUGCCACGGAGUCUCCGGUUCCUGUACCGUCCAGACCUGCUGGAGGCAACUCUUGCCCUUCCAUGAGAUUGGCAAGGAACUGAAGCAGCGAUACGAGACCUCCAUCAAGGUUGGCAGUUCAACCAAUGAAGCCACAGGGGAGGGUGAAAUCCCCACAGGUCGAGGCCAGCAGCAGCAACAACCGCAGCAGCCGCAGCAGGUGCUGCCCGGCCUCGGCGACCAGAUCCCUCGCACUAUGGAUCUACUCCAUAUUGAGGAUUCACCUAGUUUUUGUAGACCCAGCAAGUACUCAUUGGGCACCGCCGCCCGCAAGUGCUACAAGGACAAGAACUGCGAUGCCAUUUGCUGUGGGCGAGGCCACAACACCCAAAGCAGGGAGGUGACCAGGCCCUGCCAGUGCCAGGUGGUCUGGUGCUGCUAUGUUGAAUGCAAGCAGUGCACACAGAGAGAAGAGGUGUAUACCUGCAAAGGGUAACCCCAUCGCCUGGCGCUCCCUGUUCCUUAACGACGAAUGGAGAAAGUGAAUGACGGCGGAGAGGUUAAGCAAGAUUUCACCUUCACUGUUGGACCUGCGAACGAGGGAGAGCGAGCCAGUUUAGAAGUAGGAAGCACUUUGAGCGACUUUUGUUGGUUGAGUUUGUUGGCGACCGUAUCUCGGGUUUACGGGAGUAACCACCCCGCCUGUUGUCUCAGACAACUGGGUCAACAUCUCAAGCUUUUUGUUGCAGAAUUACCUUGAAGAAAUUACACAAGAAAACAGAAACAAUGGAGAUUAACAUCUGCAGAAAACGGGGGACCCAGGAAUAGGACAGCGAUGGCAACAGACUGGUUUUGAGGUUUUGCCCAAAAAGGUGUGAAUGAGUUUAUGUGUACGUGUCUAUUGUUACAUGUUUGUAUGAGAGUGAACUUGAGCUGGAGG